AAUAGAGUUCUCGGCUGAUGUUUUAAGAGAAGAUGUGGUCAUCGGCAAUUCUGCUGCAUGUUUGCAUUGGCGUGGCCGUUGCUGCGUCAGAUCCCAGUAUCUUAACAGGAGGUGCUGAAGGCUGCGACUUUUCCGGCAUUGACCUUUACCAAAAAAUUGCUGACAUCGUCAAAGAGCUGCCACCAGAAUACUCACAACCGGACCGAAAACCGGAGGAGGUCAUACCGGGAAUUUUCCUAGGGACCAUUGUUUACAAAGGCUUGGAAAACUUCAGACCUUAUGGGCCUGUAUUUAGCUACUGCCGCAACGGCUCCAGGCUCGUCCAAAUAGACCUCGCCACGGACGAUCGCCUCAUGGAAGCCUUCAUGCCUUGGAAGACUUGCGGUGGACAACAAGGGUUCAUUGGAACUUACGCAAAUGCCAGGGUUACAGUUACUUUUCAGGUGGUAGACACGAAUGCUGACGACGCUUCUGAGAAAAAUAAAGUAAAACUAGAUCACCACAGUGGGCCGACUCCAGUCUCCGUGCAUGACGUUUCGGUUUACCUGAGAGGAGCUGGCGACAUGAUGGGAGGUGCUGUAGCAAUCGCAAGCAAAUUGUUUCCUCAACUGCCCAAGGAUUUCUGGCUUGAAAUGGUGACUUGGAGACUACGGACCGUAAUUAAGGAGAUCAUCUGGAAGCUCUCCUUGAACACCUGAGCGAGUGUUUGCUGUUAUCUGGGCGUUCAUUGUUGAAAGGCAAAGCAUUCACACUCUCUCACGAGAAAUGGCGCCUUUGCAAUAUAAAUCCCCUUACAAGUAGUAGCGUGCACACUUCGAUUGCCAUUAAACAGCUGUGAGACUGAAA
This is a messenger RNA of Rhipicephalus sanguineus (brown dog tick), 846 nucleotides long. RefSeq lists its product as uncharacterized. The transcript is spliced from 4 exons. Lineage: Eukaryota; Metazoa; Arthropoda; Arachnida; Ixodida; Ixodidae. The record is from RefSeq and is a predicted model, not a curated record. Bases 33 to 698 code for a protein of 221 amino acids.